This is a messenger RNA of Salvia splendens (bonfire salvia), 1346 nucleotides long. RefSeq names its product Metallo-hydrolase/oxidoreductase superfamily protein. The transcript has 12 exons. The record is from RefSeq and is a predicted model, not a curated record. The coding region runs from base 65 to 1138 and encodes 357 amino acids. NCBI's taxonomy places the organism in Eukaryota, Viridiplantae, Streptophyta, Magnoliopsida, Lamiales, Lamiaceae.
UUUCGCCCUCCCUCUUCUCCUUAGUUGCUGCAUUGCUUUUCUGUAUUCAACAAAACAAGCGGAAAUGGUUGUACCUCUCUCCUUUGGGAUUGUACGUCCACUCCAUGCUCCAUGGCUCCGUUUAACCCGCUCCAUUAACCCGUGUUCCGUCUCUAGGAAGGGGCAAUUUUCCGUUUCGGUAAACGGGUCAUCUCGGUUGAACUUGAGCCAUAUCGUCCGAGCUUCGCUUCAUUCCAGUUCUGCACCUGAUUCUGAUGGACCGCAGGUUUCACCUUUGGUUGAACAAUCUGAAAUCAUUUUUAUUGGAACCGGGACUAGUGAAGGGAUUCCACGUGUGAGCUGCCUAACUAAUCCUGUCAAGACAUGCCCAGUUUGCUCGAAGGCUACAGAGCCGGGUAGCAAGAAUAGGAGACUUAACACAAGCCUCCUUGUUCGCUAUCUUAACCCAUCUGGAAAAUGGAACAUCCUUAUUGAUGCUGGAAAGUUUUUCUAUCACAGUGCUCUGAGGUGGUUUCCAACUUAUGGGAUAAGAACAAUUGAUGCGGUUAUUAUUACUCAUUCUCAUGCUGAUGCAAUCGGAGGGAUGGAUGAUCUCCGUGAUUGGACGAACAAUGUUCAGCCGUCUAUACCAAUAUACGCAGCAGAGCGUGAUUUUGAGGUAAUGAAGAAAACUCAUUAUUAUUUGGUAGAUAAAAGUGGCGUUACACCUGGCGCUGCAGUUUCGACCUUGCAAUUUAACAUAAUUCAAGAAGAACCAUUUACAGUAUGUGAUCUCGAGUUUACACCUUUACCAGUUUGGCAUGGUCGUGGCUAUCGUUCUUUGGGUUUUCGAUUUGGCAAUAUCUGUUACAUUAGUGACGUCAGUGAUAUACCAGAGGAGACUUAUCCUCUUCUCAGUAACUGCGAACUCCUUAUUAUGGACGCACUAAGACCAGAUCGAUCUUCUUCAACUCAUUUCGGGCUUCCAAGAGCGCUGGACGAAGUUAGGAAAAUCCGACCAAAAAGAACACUGUUCACUGGUAUGAUGCACCUGAUGGAUCACGACAAAAUAAACGAGGAUCUCAUAAAGUUCAAAGAGACGGAAGGCCUCGACAUUGAAUUGAGCUACGAUGGGCUUCGUGUUCCAGUAACUCUAUAGCCUCUCACAUUGUGAAUCUCUCUUUCAUACAUAGCUAUUUUUUUGCUGCUGUAUUUAAGCAGUGUGAGAUUAGAAGAAGCUGAAACUGAGAAAAAAAGCCCAGUUUCUUUAUCAUUUUAGAUUCUUCCUCAUUUGCAAUUCUUGUUAGGGACUCAUUAAUUUUUAAAGAUUCAGAACACCUUGAUUUAGUUGGAAUAAUUAUUUGACA